UCUCAAGGGGACGACCCCCAAGGAACUCUUACUUCCCCACAGUUUACCAUCAUUGGCAAAAACAUCUCAUUCCUGAUUGGUGGAGCUUGUAAUGAAUCGUUCUCUCGUGCAGAGUUGAUUGUCAACAGUUUGGUUGUCAGAAAAGCUUCAUCCAGGUUUUGCACGGAGGGAAUGACUCGCACGUUCUGGGACGUCGCGGCUUUCAUUGGACAACGCGCUCGCGUCAAACUGGUUGACUUCAGCUCAGACGAUUGGGGUCACAUUAACUUUGACGAUUUGAGAGGCGACAUGAGCUGUGAAUAAGACCUGAGAUAUAUCGCAACAUAUGCAAGUACCUCCGGUGGACGGAUCAUUGCAAACCUUUAAGUGAUAUCAGAUUUUUUCUAGACUCGAUCUUUAAGCGAAUACUAUUGAUAAACAAUUUAGAAAAACUGAAAAUGGCUUUGAAAAUGAAUUGAGAGUUCUUUUGUGGCUUAAAUAAAUCACUUCAUUAGUUGCGGGAUGUUUAAAGGAUUUUGCUUAAAGUCUGUGCGACAUAAUAUUAAGAUGUGUUUUUCUUGAUAGCGGAGCUCCGGAAGU
Molecule: messenger RNA, 579 nt
Organism: Orbicella faveolata
Lineage: Eukaryota; Metazoa; Cnidaria; Anthozoa; Scleractinia; Merulinidae
Source: RefSeq, a predicted model, not a curated record